This is a messenger RNA of Puma concolor (puma), 2079 nucleotides long. RefSeq names its product SPT2 chromatin protein domain containing 1 (gene SPTY2D1). Gene Ontology annotation, molecular function: histone binding; DNA binding. The record is from RefSeq and is a predicted model, not a curated record. Gene Ontology annotation, cellular component: nucleolus. Lineage: Eukaryota; Metazoa; Chordata; Mammalia; Carnivora; Felidae. Gene Ontology annotation, biological process: transcription by RNA polymerase I; nucleosome assembly.
AUGGAUUUCAGGGAAAUUCUCCUGAUAGCUUCCAAAGGACAAGGUGUCAACAACGUGCCGAAAAGGUAUAGUUUGGCAGUGGGGCCUCCCAAAAAAGACCCAAAAGUCAAGGGUGUCCAAUCUGCAGCUGUUCAGGCUUUUCUCAGACGAAAAGAAGAGGAGCUCCGGCAAAAAGCUUUAGAGGAGAAAAGGAGAAAAGAAGAACUAGUGAAAAAGCGAAUUGAGCUAAAACAUGAUAAGAAGGCAAGAGCUAUGGCCAAGAGGACAAAGGAUAAUUUCCAUGGUUACAACGGGAUUCCCGUUGAGGAAAAGUCAAAGAAGAGGCAGGUGAUGGAAAGCCACACUAGCCAGGGAACAGAACAAGAGUAUGGGAUGGAAGAAGAUGAUGAAUUCUUAGAGUACAAUCAAGCAGAGUCAGAGCAGGAGUAUGAGGAGGAGCAAGAACCUCCCAAAGUUGAAAGCAAACCAAAGGUCCCCCUUAAAAGUGCCCCGCCACUCAUGAACUUCACUGAUCUACUCAGGCUGGCCGAGAAAAAGCAGUAUGAACCAGUGGAGAUCAAAGUAGUGAAGAAAACAGAAGAGCGGCCUAUGACUGCAGAAGAACUUAGGGAGCGAGAAUUCCUUGAACGGAAACAGAGGAAAAAGAGAGCUGAGACAGAUGCAAGACUACCUCCAGCCAAAAAGGCACCUUCUCAGAAAGAAAGUGUGGGCACAAAACUUGGCAAACACCCUUCCUCCAGGGGUACACCCCUCCCUCAUGCUGAGAAGAAAUCCAGACCCAGUACAGCCAAUGAAAAACACUUAAGUGUGUCUUCAUCCAAAUCCAUGCCAGGAGAGAGGACCAAAGCAGGAUCUGGCAAUUGCUCCCAGCCCUUAUUUCGAGAGGGCCAUGACAGACCUGUUUUCAAUGGGGCUGGAAAGCCCCACUCCAGCACCUAUUCACCAAGUGUCCCAAAGACUUCUGCUAAAGGGCCUCAGAAAUCUGCUACUGAGCACAAAGCCAAAAAAUCUCCUCCCCAUCCUAGCCAUUCCAGGCCUGGGCCUGUGGUUACCCCACACAAUAAAGCCAAGAGUCCAGGUGUCGUCAGGCAGCCAGGCAGCAGCUCCAGCUCAGCUCCCGGGCGGCCCAGCACAGGGACUGCUCGGCCCACAGUUAGUUCUGGCCCCAUGCCCAGGCGCCAGAAUGGCAGCCCCAGCUCAGGACCUGAGCGAUCAGUCAGUGGGACCAAGAGGCCAGCCAGUGACUUAAAUCUCUCUGGACGGACACUCAGUGGUACAAGUGGCCCUGGGCAUCCUGCAAAUAGCUCAAGUGGACCUGGACGACCCACCACUGGCUCAGGUGAUUCUAGGAAGUCUUUGGGCAGCUCUGGUGGCCCUGGGCGGCCUGUGAGCAGUCCGCAUGACCUCCGACGACCAGUGAGUGGCUCUGGCCCCCCUGGGCGGCCAGUCAGUGGCCCUGGGCGGCCAGUCAAUGGCCCUGGGCGGCCAGUCAGUGGCCCUGGGCGGCCAGUCAGUGGCUCAGUUCCAGCCGGACGGACGGUCAGUAGUUCAGGCCCUGGAAGACCAGUGAGCAGCUUGGGACCUGGGCGAACAGUUAGUAGCUCCGGUCUCCCCCUAAAACCCAAGUGUACCGUUGUCUCAGAAACAAUUUCUUCCAAGAAUAUAAUUAGCCGAUCCAGCAAUGGACAGAUGAAUGGAAUGAAGGCUUCCUUAUCUGGCUACAGAUCUGCCCAAGGUCCUCAAAGGCUUCCCUUCCCUAGUGGUUACAAAAGGCAACGAGAAUAUGAAGAGGAGGAAGAUGAUGAUGAAUAUGACUCUGAAAUGGAAGAUUUUAUCGAAGAUGAAGGAGAACCUCAGGAAGAAAUAUCCAAGCACAUUCGAGAAAUCUUUGGCUAUGACCGAAAAAAAUACAAAGAUGAAAGUGAUUAUGCCUUACGUUACAUGGAGAGUAGUUGGAAAGAGCAGCAGAAGGAAGAAGCAAAGAGUUUAAGACUAGGUAUGCAGGAGGACUUAGAGGAAAUGAGACGUGAAGAAGAAGAAAUGAAGCGUCGAAAGGCUAAGAAGCUGAAGAAGCGUUAG